Lotus japonicus is the source of this 2036-nucleotide messenger RNA. RefSeq names its product endoglucanase 24-like. The transcript is spliced from 4 exons. Bases 176 to 1666 code for a protein of 496 amino acids. Gene Ontology annotation, biological process: carbohydrate metabolic process. Lineage: Eukaryota; Viridiplantae; Streptophyta; Magnoliopsida; Fabales; Fabaceae. The record is from RefSeq and is a predicted model, not a curated record. Gene Ontology annotation, molecular function: hydrolase activity, hydrolyzing O-glycosyl compounds.
AUCUCUCUUUCUGUGCUGUGCUUGUGCUGUGUUUGUUUUCUCUUUAAAACUUCGCUUUCAAGUCUUUCACCCCGUGACUCACUCUCUCUUCUCUUCUCUCUCUUUACGUUAUAAAUAACUCCAACUCUCUCCACUGGCUACUAAGAUUCAUCAUCAUCUUCAUUCAACCAAAUUAAUGGCACUCCUCAAGUGCACUUUUCUCCUCUGCAUCAUCACGUUUUUCCUGUCCCUGCUCACUUUUCAUACCACCGCCGGUAGGCACGAUUACGGUGAUGCAUUGUCCAAGGCGAUCCUCUUCUUCGAGGGGCAGCGAUCGGGGUUUCUGCCGCAGGACCAGAGGAUGAACUGGCGGGGGAAUUCCGGACUCAGCGACGGUUGGACUCACAAAGUCGACCUCACCGGCGGUUACUACGACGCCGGUGAUAACGUCAAAUUCGGGUUUCCGAUGGCGUUUUCCACGACAAUGCUGUCGUGGAGCGUCAUUGAAUUCGGAGAUAUAAUGCCUCCUCAAGAGCUUAGAAACGCAUUGGUGGCUAUUCGUUGGAGUACUGAUUAUUUGCUCAAAACCAUUUCUCAUCCCAACCGCAUCUUCGUUCAGGUGGGUGAUCCAAUUGCAGACCACAACUGUUGGGAGAGGCCUGAAGACAUGGACACAAGCAGGACAGCUUAUGUGGUUGAUGCACCCAACCCUGCUUCUGAUAUCGCCGGCGAAACUGCAGCUGCACUGGCAGCUGCAUCCAUGGCAUUCAAGUCAUCUGAUCCCGGUUAUUCAGAGACCUUGCUCCGUAAUGCUAUUAAGGCCUUUCAAUACGCUGAUAACUAUAGGGGUGCCUACAGUGACAAUGCUGAUGUUCACAAUGCUGUCUGCCCUUUUUAUUGUGAUUUUGGUGGAUACCAGGACGAAUUGUUAUGGGGAGCAGCAUGGUUAAGAAGGGCUACACAAGGUGACAAUUUCCUCAAUUACAUUCAAAGCAAUGGCCAAACGAUGGGUGCGGAAGAAAGUAUAAAUGAGUUUGGCUGGGAAAACAAGCAUGCUGGCCUUAAUGUUCUUGUCUCCAAGGAAGUCUUAGAAGGGAAAGUAUACUCUCUUGAAUCUUACAAGACCUCAGCAGAGAGCUUCUUAUGCACAUUGAUACCUGAAUCAUCAAGUUCACACAUAGAGUACUCUCCUGGUGGGCUCAUAUACAAGCCCGGAGGCAGCAACUUACAGCACGCAACUUCAAUUGUUUUCCUUCAAUUGGUGUAUGCAAAUUACCUUUCCCGCACCUCACAAACCGUCAAUUGUGGGAAUGUCCUUGUUAGUCCACAAACACUUCGCCAACGUGCUAAACAGCAAGUUGAUUACAUCUUAGGAGACAAUCCAAUGGGUUUAUCCUACAUGGUUGGCUAUGGAGACAAGUAUCCUCAACGCAUUCACCAUCGCGGCUCGUCUUUACCCUCUAUUAAGGAUCAUCCUCGUCACAUUGCAUGCCAUGAUGGUACACCCUACUUCAAUUCAACAAAUCCUAACCCCAAUGUUCUUGUAGGAGCUGUUGUUGGAGGACCUGAAAAAGAUGAUAUCUAUGUGGAUGAUAGGGCUGAGUUUAGGAAGUCUGAGCCAACCACAUACAUCAAUGCGCCAUUUGUUGGGAUUUUAGCAUACUUUGCUGCUAAUCCCAAUCCUUAAUUAGUAAUUACUUGUUAUACAGAUCUAAGAAUCUGUUUUUUGUGAGUUAAAAAAUAUAGAGGGAGAGUGUCUCUCAUCUUGUGAAAAAGCAAGAAGGAAGAGGCUUGCUUGUGUUUGGAUACAAAGGAACAUUUAUUAAAGAAUUUGAAUUGAAUUGGUGGCUUUUCCAUUACAAAGGAUGAAAUAUAAAAGUUUGAUUCCUAUAUAUACCUUUUCCCCCCUUGAAUUUACCCAAGAUAAUUUGAGUGAGGUUGUCAUAUAUACAUAUUGUGGGUGUUUGUUCAUUACAUUUGAAGUUCGCAAUGCUGCUAAUGUAAACCUUUAUUGGUUGUGUCUUAAUGAUAAUUAUUUGCAAGAUCAGGUCCGUGGU